CGCCCUGCCCGGGACGCGCGUCGCCCAGCGGCGCUCUCGGCGAGCCUCAGCCGCAGGGCGGUCGCCUCUCCGCGGCUGCAGCGCGCAGGCCGCCCGAGGACGGGUGGCGCGCUGCUCCGGCCGCGAAGUCGCGCGCAGUCCGCGCAGCGCGACCCGUGCCGGGUGGGCAACGUGACGACUCACUAACGGCGCGCGCCGUCGGACUCCCGGAGCCACCGACGAACGAAGAACGCAGGAGCAGCGACGGCAACGAAGAGAAGCCCGGAGGGAAGGAAGGGGGCCGGGGAGAAGCAGGCCCUCAGGGCCCCUCCAAGCACCGGUAGAUGGGGGCGUUCAGGUCCUGGUGGGGGCCGCAUCCCAGAGGGCGGCGCUGCAACAGAGAAAACGCGCGGCCGGGGCCGAGGCCGGGUUUCCCACCAGACGGUGGACUUCAGCUCCCAGAAUUCCCCAGCCAACCCUGGUCCAGACAGAGGGCGCUGUGCAAUCGGAGGCACUCGGAGCAGCCAACGAGGAAUGUCGGAUCGGGUCAGCCAGCUGAAAGAAAAGCUGGCCUUAUUGAAAAGAGAAUACAACAAAACAUUCCACCGGUUGCAGCGUGCUGAAAGAGCUGUGAAGGUUAAAAAUUACAUCAAGAAAACAGUUGCAGAGCAAAACCUGCUGCUUGCACAGGAGGAAACUGCAAAGAACCAUGCAGGAGGCCUCAGUCAGUUAUCUCCAGGGCCCCUGGAGGAGGGUCUGGCUGAAAUCUGCUCCGAGAGCAGCACCGCAGAGGCCACGCCAGUCCUCUUGACGCCUGAGGCCUCGGAAGGUGGCUUGCCAGAAAUGUCAGGCUCCAGAAGUAGCCAUCAGGCUGGCAGAAGGGUACUCUUUGUGGAACCUCCUCCUGGGAGAAAUUGUGGGCUGCGCUCAACCAGUAGGACCACUGGGCAACGGAGAGGAAUGCUCUCUUUGGCAAAGAGAGGAGAAUCGGUGUGGGAGGCGCAUCAGAGAGAUACUGGCGGCCAACUGGAGCAUGAGAUGGCCGUGGCCCAGGGCUCAGGGUCGCCAAUCUUUAAGAGAAGAAGCAACAUCUCAGAAACUGGCCAGAGGAGCCCCCCAGAAUCGUCGUUGCCAACUAGCAAAGGAGGAAGCAGCAAUGUUAAUUCUCUCAUGCUACACCCAGACUGUGAACAGGGGAUGUUGGUGCAAACUGAUGUUCCUGGGGUAACGCAGCCCCUUCCUUGGGUCCUGUCAAAUGCAAGUCAAGUAUCCUUACUAGACUACCUGAGCGAAGAGAACAUUUCUGGUUUGGAUGACUCAGCUGCUAUGAAUAUUGCAUUAUGCACAAAUGUGCAGAAUGAGGAGAAAGAAUCUGUCCAAAUGGAAGAGGGGCACCGAUGGAUGGGCAAGAGAGAUCCAGGAAGAUUAGCAGACCUAGCAGUGACCAAUGAUGCCGUCCAAGGAGACAAAACUCUUCCUGAUUUGCAUAGAAAUGACAUUGAUAAUGGCCGCCCCCCCACCAAGAAGACAAGUGGAAAGGACAAAGGGCCCAAUCUUGAAAUUGGGUCACCUCCCCUGGAAGGGGUCACUCCCAAUAAGGGGAUGCUGAGCUCUUGCACAGUAGUUGAGGGACUCAUGUUUCCAGUUGAAUAUUAUGUGAGGACGACACGGCGACUCUCCAGGUGCCAGAAGGAGGUGAACCUGGAGGCGGUCAUUCAGAGCCACCUGGGAAGGGGCAGAAAAGGCCGGAGGGUGAUGCACAGAGGGCAGGCAGUGAAUCCGGCCCUGUCCUCCCCAGAGCUCCCCCAAUGUGGUGAUCGGCUGAGCUUGCCUCCUGGGGCGCCUGGGGACGCUUCUGCUCAGUCCCCCUGCCUCUCUCCAAAGAGCGCUGGGUCCGGUAGAGGCCAUGUGCGGUGCAGGAAAGGGCAGCGGCUGAGAAGGAGGACCGAGCGGACGACUUCCCUCAGUAUAUGUCAGGCUCUCUUGGAGAACCCAGAGGGGGCGCUCCCCGGAGCAUUUGUUGAUCCUGUGGAAGAAUUUCACAGGGGGAAAGAAAACUGCUUGCACGGAAGCAAGGCAGCCGUGCUCACGCCUGCAGCAGCUGGUAGCCCCUUGGGCAGCAAGCAGAGUAGCAGGGAAGGGCUAGAGGGGCCAGCCCCUUUGGCCAGCAUAAGCCAGGGGGCUGAGCUCCAGAAGGUCCAGCGUGCUCUCCCCAGCAGUGGAAGAAGCCAGGAAGGCAGUGGUGAACUGCAUCUCUCUGCAAGGAAGCCUUCUGGACAGACCGGGGAUCCCCGUCACAUCAGUCCCAGGCUGGUCCAGCAGGAUGGAAGAGGCCACCCGCCCGUGGGCUCCCAGAGCCCUGCUUCUCCAGGCUUCUUGAGGGUGGAUUCUGCUGUGGCGGCUUUGCCUUUCCUCACCCAGGACCGUGAGGGGUCCCGCCUUGGUUGGCUGCCUCCCAGCCUGGCCUCCCAGGAGUUCCACCUCCCUGAUGAGGAAUUUGGCCACCUGAAGUCCAAGAAGCUCAAAGUCUGUCCCAAGAAACCGUUGGGGAUUUGGGAUGCUGGUGGAUCCAGCGAGGGCCCUCCGCGCACCGCUGGUGAGGCUUCUCUCGAGGAAGGAGCAGUGUCAGGACAGAACCUUGUUUCCGGAAUGAAAGGGACGCCCCUGGUGCGCUCUCCCCGUGAGCUGCUCCUUUCCCCAGCCUUGGAAGGUGGACAGAGCCUGUUGCAGUUCCCGAUGCCCACCCCGGAUUUUCCUUGUUUGGGGGCAACCCCGGCUUCCCCAGCUCUGCAGCGCAGGGAGCCCUCCCCGGGUGCGUUUCGGGUUUCUCCUUUCCAAGCAGCUGUGGCAGCUUCUUCCUUCCCGGAAAGUGGCACCAGGCUGCCUCGCUCACCAGGCCAAGUUGGGAUCGGCGGGGAGGCCGGGGAGGAAGCCGCCAGCCUUCAGGAGAAGCAGCUCCCAGCUGAGAAGCCAGCUGAGCGUGACAAGGAGCCCGCCCGACAGAACAACACUGCAGAAGAUGUCCUGGGAAUGGCACCAGGGGGUAUUCAGAGAGAAAGCAGCUUGAAAAUGACUUCAAAACUAAAGAACGGCUCCGGCUCCUGUUUGGUGGACGUGAGCGCCGUCUGGUGGGAGGCUGCUGACUUUGCGGAUUUGUGCAUUGUGACAGCCGAGGAGACGUCCGUUUCUCUCUGGAGGCCUCUGGAUCUUGGCCAGUGGGGGACGGUGCACACCUGGCGCUUCACGAAGUUUCCAGUUAUCCAAAUCGUCCCCCUGCCAGGUGCUCUCAGCCUGGUGUGUGUGGUGCUGGGACACCUGGAGACAGCAGAGAUAAGGUUUUUGUUCCAUUCUUCUGAAGAUGGCUGCAUUAAAGAGCAGGUGGUCAAAGCUGGAAACAUAAAUGCGGUUCUUGGUCUGGCAGACAGGAAGCUGGUCAGUAGCUGUUGGUCACUCCAAGGUCAAGAAGUGGAAGUCUUUUCUUUCUCUGAGGUGGGAAGGAGCAAUAAGAGACGGGCUCUGAAGCCUCCAGAAGAGACCGUUUUGGCUUUUGCUGAUGUAGCCGGAGUACAAGAGGCUUUGCUUGGAAUGACGACCAUGAACUGCAUAGUGCUCUGGAAUCUGGGAACCGGGCAGUUGCUGAAGAAGAUGCCCGUGGGUUGGUCUUUCCCCGCGUCCGUCUGCCACAAGGCCUACUCGGAUUCGGGCCUCCUCUUUAUGGUUUUAAGCCAUCCACAUGCCAAAGAGAGCACGUUGUGUGGGAACCCAGCCUUCCAGAUAGUUGCGCUCAAUCCCAGGACAGCCAGAAGCUCUGGGGUGAUGCUCUUGUCCCUGCCCCCAGGAGUCCAAGGAAGGUACUUGGAGCGUGAUGUGAGGAAUGCUUCAGCGGCAGCUGUCCUGACAUCUGGAACUAUUGCUGUGUGGGAUUUAUUUCUAGGGCAGUGCACUGCCGUGCUGCCCCCCAACUCUGAAGGCAGCUGGUCUCUGGCCAGGUGGUCGGUCACAGACACUUGCCUGCUGACUGGGCAAGAAGAUGGCACGGUUUAUCUUUAUAGGUACACGGGAAGCAUGCACUCUGAUCAAGAGACAUGCUCCAUUCGGAACAGACCCGACUUCCUGCCUCUCAAGAACUCUGGAGCCGAAUCCCUCUGACGGCAGGUUCCGUGACACAUCAAGUUUUGUGAAGUGUGAACAGGGAGAUUCCACAACAGUAUUGUCCAAAAGGAACUCAGAAAUUGGGCAUGGUCACAAUCCACUUUGAAUAUUUCUUCUGCAAACUAACCAGAAUUAACAGGAGCUCCUGGUUGGCUAAAUUUCGCUUUUUGGAAGAAAUUGCCUCAUACCUGUUAAAAGAAAAUGAAACUGAAAAAGCAAGCAACACAUUUCAUUGAUGUUCUUGAAUACGUGAUUAUUUUUUGUAAAAGGUUUCCAGGUUUUUGUACUAAGCGUGAGCAGGGAUAAAUACGACAAUAAAAAGUCAUCUUUCCAAUAGAUCAAGUACAUGAUGAUGAUUUUCAUGUUAACAUCAUUGUUCUCCCAUUUCCUUUUUGUGAUAACGCAAAAGUAGCAUUCCUGAUCAUUCCAGAGGAAGAUGAGACGUGACUACAGUGGAGCCUGAAGCUUCUGUGCUCGUGCGGGGCAUAUUCUGCUGGCUGGGACAGAUGCCUCAGGACCGCAGGAACAUGGGACAUUCCUCUCAGCCCCCCGCCCCCACCGGCACCAAAAGUGGGGAACGGAGCUUGGGGCUGCAGCUCAGCCGCCUCUGCUCGGGGCCCUGAAUAGUCAGAACGCCCCCGUCAGUGUGAAGCCGCUGCCAGGGGAAGGGAGGAAGAGGAGGAGAUUUUCGGAUCGCGGUGAUCGGGUCUUGGCUGCCCUGCGGAUAGAGUAAGGGUUAGCAGGGGUGGGCUGGGAACACGCUGUGGGAAUACUGUGUAAUUUCCAGUUUAGUUUGCCCCCAGUACGUUCCACGUAAGUCCUGUAUCCAGAUCAGAGCAAGUUCAGCUGGCAAAAACGGCCUGACGGCCGCAGCACCAAGCCAGUUAAUUGGCAAAACAGGAUGGAAGGCAGAGAGAGGCGCAGAGGGAUAAAGGGUGGGCUGGCGUGUUGAUCUACACCGAAAAGAUGGGGUUUUCAGAGCCGCUGGCAAGAACGCUGUCGGCAACCGGCAGAGGCAGUCCCCGAGGGGUGGCCUCUGCUGGCAGAGGCGGCGUGCAGCAGCUUUCCCGCAGCUGCCCUCUGCCAACUUGCUGGGUUUCCUCCCCCGCUCGGGUAGCCGACGUGACUCCUUUGCCUUUUGACCGAGCGAGGGCGGUCCGCGUCCCUUCCUUUUAUUU
Messenger RNA from Python bivittatus (Burmese python), 5309 nucleotides. RefSeq names its product partner and localizer of BRCA2 (gene PALB2). Gene Ontology annotation, cellular component: nucleoplasm. The record is from RefSeq and is a predicted model, not a curated record. Gene Ontology annotation, biological process: double-strand break repair via homologous recombination. NCBI's taxonomy places the organism in Eukaryota, Metazoa, Chordata, Lepidosauria, Squamata, Pythonidae. Gene Ontology annotation, molecular function: DNA binding; protein binding.